UCGAUAUUAUGUAAUCAACGAACGCGUCGCUGCGUUAUGUGUGCGCAGCAGCUUCACGCUGCACCAGCCAGGGUUCGGUUUAACAACAAGAAAUAUGGCGGAAACGCAAGAAGCAGUACUUGAAAAGCUCAAAGUUGCUUUAUCACUUGUGGAGACUCUCAAGAAAGAAAAUGAGGCAUAUAAAGACAAUUUUGAACACCUUAAAAACGGCCAUGAGCGCCUUCAAGAGCGAUAUGAGACCCUCAGUCGAGAAUAUGAUCUCUCGGUUAAGGAGAAGACAGCUUUAGAGGCUCAAAUAAGCGAAUCAACAUCACUCUUUAAAUCACAACUUAACGCUAAAUCCCGGGAGCUAGAAGAAUUCCGUUCCAAAGCUCCACAACCAAAAGAUUUGGAAAUCCUCCGCCUUAAAGUUGUACAGGAAAUGGAGGAGCAAAAUGAGAAGCGCUCAAAGGGCUUAAAACAGGAAACAGAGAAGUACCGCUCCAUGUACUAUGCCUUGCGGCGGGAUCAUGAAGUCGCCAAAACUGAUAUCGAACGUGAGCGUGCACAACUAGAGUCCAAGUUAAAAGACAUGGAACAAUCGUAUCAAGACGAGAUGGCGGCGCUUGAAGCUCGUAUGCUGGAACUGCGACAAUGUCUCGAUUCUUCAAUGGACACCAAGCGACUCCGCGAGCUCCAAAGGGAGAACGCUGAACUACAGCUCAAAGUGCAGUCCCUUCUCCCCGAGAAUGAGGAACUGAGAGCAGAGAAAGAGAAACUUCGGGUCGAUUAUGAGCAGCAAGCCCGCAUCCACCAGAGAAAGCUCAUAGACGAGGUUGCACAUUCGAAAACAUUGCAUGCUGAAAAAGAUGCAUUGGCCACACAGAUAGCGUCUAUGGAAAACGAAGCCACGCAAACCCUCCGUACGCUUGAUCAAGUCACAGAGCAGAAUGCUGUUCUCACAAAGGACCUGAAUAAAGUCCGAAGUAAGCUUGAAGAGAAUCUGCAUACUGUCAAGAUUGAAACGAGUGACUUGAAGCUGUCGAUGCUCAAAGAGCGUAAUCAAUUUGAGAACACGAUCAACGAUCUAAAAGAAAAGGUGGUCGAGCUUGAAAGUCACCUCAAAACAGCAAACGAAACUAUACAGUCGCUUCGUGAUCGUGUAUCCAACGGUGAGAAAGACCUUCUUGAGAAAUUGAGGUUGGCGAGGGAGGAGGAAUGGGCAAAGCGGUCACAGCUCGAAUCUCAAAAAUGCGAUCUGGAAAAACAGUUGGCGGAUGUUAAACAAAAAAAUACCGAAGCGGAAGCUUUGAGUGAUUCCGCUGAAAAGGAUCUGCAUCAGGAACUUUCAAACCUCAAGCAAACCAUUCGCACCUUUCAAACCCAAAAUGAUUCAUUGGCACAAGCCCGAAUGGAGAACACAGCCCAGAUUGAGCGUCUGCAAGCUGAAAUCGACCAUUUCAAAAAAGCCAUACAGGAAGCUGAAGCGCAAACAGCUGAACUCAAUAAAGAUGUAGCACUGCGAAGGAAGGGGGAAGAGGUUUUGAGAGAGAAGCUCGCGUCAACAGAAGCGGCACUCCAGUCACUUCAAGGUCAAUUGGCGCAAAUAUCUGAACAGAUGGAGAAGGAGCGCGAGGCCUACUUCCAUAAUGCAGAACGCUAUCGUUCUACUUGGAGCAAAGAAAAAACCAACCUCACCCAGAAGCUUGAGGCGCUUAUCAAGGAAAAGGAGAAAUUAGCGGAUAAGUCAAGAGAGCUGGAGGACUUGCUGGACAAGUCCCAGACCCUCUUCAAGAAUAAAUUACAAGUUUUGAAAACAAGAGUUAAGACAUAUAAGGAAGAAGCUCACAAGCUCCGAAGCUCACUGGAAAGCGAGACACGACGAGCAGACGCAAUGUCACGAGAGAUGCAUCAGAGGCAAGCGGACUUCCUCGGGUUACUACGAACGGAAGGGGUGUUGGAGACACCAGCAUAGACCUCAGAUGGCCCACUGAUUUGGCAAAUCGUCCUGAAAAUAGAGUUGCAGCUGGCACUGCGAGUCUAAGAUGUAAACAUUGGCCACAGGUGCACGCUUCC
Spizellomyces punctatus DAOM BR117 is the source of this 2055-nucleotide messenger RNA. RefSeq lists its product as uncharacterized. NCBI's taxonomy places the organism in Eukaryota, Fungi, Chytridiomycota, Chytridiomycetes, Spizellomycetales, Spizellomycetaceae. The transcript is spliced from 18 exons. Bases 95 to 1954 code for a protein of 619 amino acids. The record is from RefSeq and is a predicted model, not a curated record.